CGCCCAGCACCCAAGGAUCCUGCAGGAGCAAGAUGGCCGCGCCGGGGGCGGAGGCUCGAGGUUUCUGGUGCUAGCUAAGGUCCGGGUACCCCGCAGGCCCUUCCUCAAGUACCCUGAACGCCCCGCAGAAAGCAUCGCGUCCCUAGUCCAUAGAUGCAUGUAGACUUCUGUCGUUCUGCCUUUAGAGUCUUCCCCGUAAAGCCUUGGCUGGGACGGGGAACUCGCGACUUUCGCCCGCUCCGAGCUGGAAUUCUGAGGCGGCUGCGGCUCGCGGCCCGCGGCCGGUCUAGGAGGUCCUUUUGUUCCGGCGAGGGCGACUAGCUCCGCUCCAUGCCUUCGGGCGGGGGGAGGCGUGGCCUCCCUCUAGGCCGUCACCUCUACUGGUUGCUCUGCACUGUCAUCUUAAAGCUCUGUCAAGCCGAGGCUUCCGCACCCGAGAAGCUGUCAGUGAGCACCUCAACUUUACCGUGCUGGCUGGUGGAAGAGUUUGUAGUGGCAGAAGAGUGCACUCCAUGUUCUAGUUUCCAGUCUAAAACCACCCCUGAGUGUGCUUCUACAGGGUAUGUGGAAAAAAUCACAUGCAGUUCAUCUAAGAGGAAUGAGUUCAAAAGCUGCCGCUCAGCUCUGAUGGAACAACACUUAUUCUGGAAAUUCGAAGGGACUGUGGUGGGUGUGGCAUUGGUCUUUGCUUGCCUUGUGAUUAUUCGUCAACGACAAUUGGACAGAAAGGCUUUGGAAAAGGUUCGGAAGCAAAUUGAGUCCAUAUAGCCACAUUUCAUCCUGUUAUCCUGGAUAUUACAGACCAUAUCUCACACAGAGAAGAGGAAUGGACUGAUUUGCACCCUUGGUUCUUUGGAGCCUCGUGGUACCCUCUUUCCCCAUCUUCUUUCAGCUCAUUAAUGAGCAUAAUAAAGAAUAAAACAGU
Messenger RNA from Dipodomys spectabilis (banner-tailed kangaroo rat), 925 nucleotides. It is a transcript of the gene Jtb, whose product is annotated as jumping translocation breakpoint. Gene Ontology annotation, cellular component: membrane; cytoplasm; centrosome. Gene Ontology annotation, biological process: mitotic cytokinesis. The record is from RefSeq and is a predicted model, not a curated record. Bases 331 to 768 code for a protein of 145 amino acids. Lineage: Eukaryota; Metazoa; Chordata; Mammalia; Rodentia; Heteromyidae. The transcript has 5 exons.